UAAAUUACUUUCAGAGUAAUAUUAGUACUAAUUACCCAGUAAUGUUAAACCUCAAAACAUUUAUACAUUAGAUAUUGGAAUUAUACAAUUUGCAAAAUUACAUUUUGCAAUCAGAUAUAGUACUUCAAUAGCUCAGUGAAAGUUAAACUAUAGAAUAAAUAUUAUAGAAGAGAAAAGUAUAGUUUCAAACCGAAUUAAACGAAAAUAUUCCAAAAUGAAUGUUCUAUUACAAGGGAUGAAAAAUUUAGUACUUAAUAAAUCAUUGGGAGAGUCAACUAGAUGUAUGGCAUCACUUUAUCAAAUGCACAAGACAGGCCCUCAUAAAAAACCAAUGUUCAAACGGAAUCCGUUGGGAGACAAUCCAUUUUUAAAAGGUGUUAUACUGAAAACUCUAAUUAGAAAACCAAAGAAACCAAAUUCGGCCAAUCGAAAGUGUGUCUUGGUGCGAUUAAGCAAUGGCAAGGAAAUGAUUGCUUAUAUACCUGGUGAAGGACACAAUCUUCAAGAACACAAUGUUGUAUUAGUACGUAACGGGCGGUGUAAAGAUUUGCCUGGUGUAAAAAUAACGUGCGUUAGAGGAAAAUUUGAUUUACCACAUGUUGUAAAAAAAACACAGACUAAUUCUUAAUUCUAUAGUAAUGUUAUAUCAUUAUCAAUUUUUCUUUUUGUAUAUUAGUCAUUAAUAAAAUUAAAAUAUUAUAUUAGUUUAUUUA
Messenger RNA from Rhopalosiphum maidis (corn leaf aphid), 713 nucleotides. Its product is annotated as 40S ribosomal protein S12, mitochondrial. The record is from RefSeq and is a predicted model, not a curated record. Bases 215 to 628 code for a protein of 137 amino acids. The transcript is spliced from 2 exons. Gene Ontology annotation, cellular component: small ribosomal subunit; ribosome. NCBI's taxonomy places the organism in Eukaryota, Metazoa, Arthropoda, Insecta, Hemiptera, Aphididae. Gene Ontology annotation, molecular function: structural constituent of ribosome. Gene Ontology annotation, biological process: translation.